AUGAUUGAUUAAACUACUUACUUAUUCAACUAAUUAGCUAAUUAAUACUUGAAAGUUAAUAUUGAACAAAAUAUGAUUAUAGAUCCUGAAAUCCAUAAAAUUCUUCAUCUACUUCAAAAAAAAGUGAGACAACCAAAAUUAAAACCUUAUCAGAACUCUUAAUUCUAUUACCUAAUAAAUCAUAAGAAUUCUUGGAUUAAUUUACACCUACAUUUAUCGAUAUAUAUAUAAAAAAUAUGUAGAUAAUGA
Paramecium primaurelia is the source of this 249-nucleotide messenger RNA. NCBI's taxonomy places the organism in Eukaryota, Ciliophora, Oligohymenophorea, Peniculida, Parameciidae. The record is from the annotation of a GenBank genome assembly.